This is a messenger RNA of Zerene cesonia (dogface butterfly), 2355 nucleotides long. Its product is annotated as radial spoke head 10 homolog B-like. The transcript has 8 exons. NCBI's taxonomy places the organism in Eukaryota, Metazoa, Arthropoda, Insecta, Lepidoptera, Pieridae. The coding region runs from base 1 to 2355 and encodes 784 amino acids. The record is from RefSeq and is a predicted model, not a curated record.
AUGUUUUACGUUGAUUCUCAACGGACUAUUACAAGACGCGAGAGCUCUUUAAUAGUUGGAAAAUACAAUAAAGAUGAAAAAAUCGAUUAUGAAGCAUUUUCUACUGCUCGCGGGGCAUCCACUGUGCGUCUUGUUAGCGAUUCUGGCGCCUCCUUAGAAGCCCGUCAGAAAGGCUCGGUUCAAAAAGAGCUCGUCACUAUGCUAUUCGAAUCAAUGCUUGACCAUAUAGUGGAUUCUUGGGAAGUUAUUGAAACCAGAAAAGUUGAAGAAGUUACUACAGAUUUUCCGCGGACAGCUAGCGAGUUAACUUUUGGAAGCAAGAAAAAGAAGUCAAUAGUUAAAUCAAGUAAAAAUAAGAAAAGUCAAUCAAAAAUGGAGUUUUACGACAAUGCACAGACUGAUUUGUCAAUCCAACAAUGUUGGUGGGCAUCUCCAGAUGAAAGAGCCAUCAUAAGGUUUCGCAAUGGAAAUAUUUACGAGGGCGAUAUAUCUAUGAAGUGCAUGCAUGGAGAAGGACGAUUCCAGUGGGCAGAUGGAACCGUUUAUUUAGGUCAAUUCAAAGAUAACGAAAUUAACGGUAAGGGUCUCAUUCAAUGGAAAGAUGAUACAUGGUAUGAAGGGGAUUUUGUUGGAAAUAUUCGUCACGGUAGAGGCCUGUACGUUGAUUCCCGGAAACAACUUUCGUACUCAGGAGGUUGGCACUGUGGUACUAAACACGGUCUUGGAGCCAUAUAUUUUUCCGGAACUUUUAAAAAUUCCUAUACCGGUGAAUGGGUCCACAAUGUGCGGCAUGGGUUUGGAUCACGUGAAUACUGUGCUUUGAGUGGCUAUAAAGGUGAUUGGGAUUAUUAUGUAAGAGACGGAAAAGGUUUGAUGAUAUGGCCAAAUCACGAUUUUUACAGAGGCGCAUGGAAGAAUGGUGUCAUGUCUGGAUACGGAAUUUAUAUUUGGGAUUCUUAUUUUAACAAUUCCAUGUCAUUGCCUUCUAUUAUUGCUUAUAGGGGCAAUUGGGAGAGAGGUCGACGUCAUGGGUAUGGUGUCUUAAACCUAGGUUUCGGUUUAGGAUCGUAUUAUAAGGGAGAGUUUAAAAAUAAUAAUAAACACGGAGCGGGAAAAUUUAUAACUAAUAGUGGAUUAAUACUUCAAGAUAAAAAUUUGUUUAUUGAUGAUUACUUUGGACCACUAUCUACUAACAACGAAUGCAAUAAUUUACCACUGGAUUAUAAAAGAACUCAGCCUCAAGAACCUUAUCAAUUUGAUAUUUGUGAUGAAUAUAUUGGUCUUUUUUAUCACAUUGAACAAGCUAUUAAAAAUCUGGAUAAAGAUCAAGAAACAAGAGACGCUAUUAUAAAUGAAUAUUUGGAAAACAACAAAACAUUGGAUUACAUUGUUCAGAAAAAUGACCGACAAACGGAAUGCGAUAGUUUUAAUUUUGUUGAUUUCCUAAAAUUUGAAGAGAAUUCCUUGCGAAAAUCCCUCCAGUGUUAUGAAAUACAACUUAAACGUAUAUAUUACCAAUAUGCAACUAUUUGUAACGAUGAAGAAAUAUACCACACACCAAUUCUUAUACGUUUAUAUUUAUGGCAAUUAUAUUAUGAUUGUAACAUUCAUGAGAAAGGACUUACUCUUGUAGAAAUAGAUAGAAUGUUUCAUGCUAACCCAGAGUGGUUAGCUAGAUCACCACACAAUCCAUUUGAAAAAAUUUACUUUUGGCAAUUUCUACACUGUCUUAUUUCGAUAGCCAAUAAGCUGUACGCGAAACACCAAUUGCCUGAAAAAAGGCCCGAUACUAUUUUAGCGGGAGCAUUUAGAAUUUUUAUGGAAAAUGAUGUUUUACCAGGUGCUGGCCGUAAAAAAGGACGUUUAACAAGUGGGUAUGGAUCAUUCGUACCUCUUAAAGGAGUAUAUAAUUUAUAUCGAUGUCUAGGAGAGCCUUGCACUGUAAGAGACUUUCUAUGUGGUAUGCGACGACCUCCACAUUACACGGAUAUGCCACAACCAGCUUUGAAAGAAGAAGUUUUACUAGGUCGAAAUGCAUACGUUUUCGGCGAUGAGAUAACUUUUAUCGCAGAUAAUCAAGAAGUAGACGAUUAUUGCGAGAUGACUGAUUUGAAAUUGUUUAAUAUCAGUAACCUUUCCAGUAAGACAGUGAUAUCAUAUUUCUCCUUAAUCUUUCCUCAAAUCAUAGAAAAGGAUAAAAUAAUGAAUUUAAACAUUGAACUGACUUUCUUUGAAUUUUUCGAGGUAUUCGUUGCAUGUGUCGAAGAAAGCAUUCGGUUAACUGAGGAAGAAUUAAAAAAUAGAGAACGAUCCUCUUGUAUUACGCCUGAUGAAAACAAUGUUAAAAUAAAAUAA